Oncorhynchus keta (chum salmon) is the source of this 2890-nucleotide messenger RNA. RefSeq names its product rho-related GTP-binding protein RhoG-like. Gene Ontology annotation, molecular function: GTPase activity; GTP binding; protein kinase binding. Gene Ontology annotation, biological process: small GTPase-mediated signal transduction; actin filament organization; establishment or maintenance of cell polarity. Gene Ontology annotation, cellular component: cytoplasmic vesicle; cytoskeleton; plasma membrane. NCBI's taxonomy places the organism in Eukaryota, Metazoa, Chordata, Actinopteri, Salmoniformes, Salmonidae. Bases 137 to 712 code for a protein of 191 amino acids. The record is from RefSeq and is a predicted model, not a curated record. The transcript is spliced from 3 exons.
CCCAUAACCAACGUCGUACGUUUUGGGCGUUUCCGAAAGUUCCCCGGAUGAAGUUGUGAUUGACUGUUACACGGCUAAAAAGUUGAGCUCUUGCCGAGAGGUGGUUCUGCAGCCCGGGUGUUCUAAGGAAGGCAGAAUGCAGACCAUGAAGUGUGUAGUGGUGGGGGACGGUGCUGUGGGUAAAACAUGCCUCCUCAUCUCCUACACCACCAAUGCUUUCCCAGAGGAGUACAUCCCCACCGUGUUCGACAACUACAGCGCCCAGAUGACGGUAGAUGGUCGCAGCAUCAGCCUCAACCUGUGGGACACAGCCGGACAAGAGGAGUACGACCGCCUCCGUACUCUGUCCUACCCCCAAUCCAACGUCUUCGUCAUCUGUUUCUCCAUCGGGAGUCCUUCCUCCCACGCCAACGUCCGCCACAAGUGGCACCCGGAGGUGUCUCACCACUGCCCCAGCGUGCCCAUCCUCCUAGUGGGGACCAAGCGGGACCUGAGGAGUGAUGGGGACACGGUGAAGAAGCUGAAGGAGCAGGGUUUAGCUCCCACCACACAGCAACAGGGGAACAGCAUGGCUAAGCAGAUAGGAGCGGUGAAGUACAUGGAGUGCUCUGCUCUGACACAGGAAGGGGUCAGGGAAGUGUUCAACGAGGCAGUACGGGCCGUGUUGUAUCCUGUUACCAAAAAGAAUGCCAAGAAGUGUGUACUGUUGUAAUGAAAUGGGUUGGUGACUGGGACUAAGGGAGGCACACGGCUGGAGAGAGACUGACGGGGAGCUAGUUUGAGUUUGUUGGAGGAGAUGGACUCAGGCCCCUCUGCCUGUAAAGACUCUUGAUUCAGCUCACUUCUCUCCUUCCUCCAGUACUCUCAAAAUCAAAUCAGGACCUCAAAGCCAGUUCCACGGCAUUUAUUUAGUUCCUUCUUACUCUCUAAUCAGGGAAAAGCUUUAGACCUGGGACACCAGGUGGGAGAGCAAUUCAUAAUCAGGCAGAACUGAAAACCAGUUGCAGUCUGGACCUCGUAGGGUCAGAGUUGAAUACCCUGGCUCUAUUCUUUUCCUCUCUGCAGAGUUUAAUCCACUUCUCAUUGUAUCACCAAAGUGACUAUGCCAACAGAGCUGCAGGGGAGAAUAUAGUCUUUCUCUCCCCAGUCUGCUCAAACUCCUAUUAAUGUUAUCUAUUGAUAUCACUUGAUUUGUAGCAAUGUUCUAAAAGAUGCUUCUGCCUCAGCUAAUGCAAUCGGUCUAUUUUGUUUUGUGCAAUCCCUUCUUUUUAAGAUGUUCCAUAAUGACAGAUCCCCAACCUGAUAGAGCUGGAGAGACGAGCUUUAGUAUAAAGAUAUCCACUCCCUCAAUCACAGCCUAUCCAGUCAGCUAUUCAGGAUACCCAUCGAGUACUGUUGAAACCACACCUGGAAAUAGGUUUUGGGCAUCUUGAUUUGUGCAGCUCUCUGCAUUAGCUAGGUGUCCAGUUUACCUUCUUAAUUCACCUUCAAAUGACCCUAAACCUUAAUUUACCUCCAAAUGACCCUAAACCUUCUUAAUUUACCUCCAAAUGACCCUAAACCUUCUUAAUUUACCUCCAAAUGACCCUACACCUUCUUAAUUUACCUCCAAAUGACCCAACACCUUCUUAAUUUACCUCCAAAUGACCCUAAACCUUCUUAAUUUACCUCCAAAUGACCCUAAACCUUCUUAAUUUACCUCCAAAUGACCCUACACCUUCUUAAUUUACCUCCAAAUGACCCUACACCUUCUUAAUUUACCUCCAAAUGACCCUACACCUUCUUAAUUUACCUCCAAAUGACCCUACACCUUCUUAAUUUACCUCUAAAUGACCCUACACCUUCUUAAUUUACCUCCAAAUGACCCUACACCUUCUUAAUUUACCUCCAAAUGACCCUACACCUUCUUAAUUUACCUCCAAAUGACCCUACACCUUCUUAAUUUACCUCCAAAUGACCCUACACCUUCUUAAUUUACCUCCAAAUGACCCUAAACCUUCUUAAUUUACCUCCAAAGGACCCUAAACCUUCUUAAUUCACCUCCAAAGGACCCUAAACCUUCUUAAUUCACCUCCAAAGGACCCUAAACCUUCUUAAUUCACCUCCAAAGGACCCUAAACCUUCUUAAUUCACCUCCAAAGGACCCUAAACCUUCUUAAUUUACCUCCAAAUGAUCCUAAAUCUUCUUAGUUCACCUCCAAAUGACCCUAAACCUUCUUAAUUACAAAUGGACAUUAGCCUAAUCCAAUUAUGAUGCAAGGGCCAAAUCAAUGGGGUUGUGGGCAGACAUUUUAAAAUCAAUGAAUCGAAUGGUUGGAUGACUGUUGUGAGUUUUUAUGAUUAAUGCUGACAAGAAUGAUGGAACGACAGAGAUAUCAGAUUGUUGGUUCCGGUUAUUUAUGCAAAUUACAUUUUAUGUGCCUUAUUGUAUGAUAUUUGAUUUUUAAAUUUUAUCUACCUUUUUAAAAUCUAGAUGUACAUGCAUUAGAUCCCAAAAUGAUUGUAUUAUAAAUAUGUUGUGUGUGUACUAGUCUCUGGGAGUAACUCAACAUUACAUCCUCUCAGAAGAACCAAAGCUUCUUUCAGAAGGUGAAACAAACCUUUUGAUUUGACACGAUGUUUCCUCCCUCUCGGAAGCGGAUGUAGAGCUGACAUCAGAGAGGUGGUGUGGGUGUUGUGGUGUGAACUUGUGUUCACAGCCUUCAGCGUUUGCCACUAGAAUGUGAUUUAUGCUACAGCCUAUACGAUGCUGGUAAAUGGGUGGUGGGGUUUACAGGCUGUGUGAUAACUGACAACGGCAGCAGGAAGUAGGGCUCAGAUUCCAGUAACUGUACAUUAUUUAGGCUUGUCUUUUUAUUUCUGCAUCUUUUUAUUAAAUGAAUGAACCAUG